Messenger RNA from Actinia tenebrosa (Australian red waratah sea anemone), 2792 nucleotides. RefSeq lists its product as uncharacterized. The record is from RefSeq and is a predicted model, not a curated record. Lineage: Eukaryota; Metazoa; Cnidaria; Anthozoa; Actiniaria; Actiniidae.
GGCGGUCAUAUAUGUCAUGUAUCAUUUGGCGGUGAUUGACUCAAGUAGAUCGUAACAUGAGAUAUCGGUAAUUGUCCAACGUUACAACGUAUCUAGAGCUGCUAUUCGCUGCAUGUGGGAGCGUGGCUCGUAGUUUUCUAUAAUCCGCGUGUAGCAUCUCAAAGUCUUGUAAUACUUAAGACUGGUUACCGUUGAGCUUCAAGGAAUCGUUGCUGUUCCUCGACCAACAAGACUGACUCAAACUAAAGAUGAGUGCGACAAAGUACAAGCUUGAUAUCAGCGAAGCAGAAGUUAAGUCGGCAAGUCCUACUAAGGUAGUGUUGUAUGUUUUGUUUGGGAUUGGAAUUAUUCUGAUUAUUGUUGGGUUAGCGCUUAUCAUCGUUGGCGCUGUAAAGAAGAGCAAAGAAUGUGAUUCAAGUAACUUACCAUCAACGUCGGUGCCUCCAACCACACCAGCACCCACGCCAGUAAGUCAAGCUAACUUCUCCUCUGAAGCACUAAGAGUUGGAUUUCACAAGUUCUUGGAAGAAGUUAAAACGACUUAUUACAAGUCGAAUCCAAACUCGAUCGUUUACAACCCAGAUGCAACACCCGUUCUUAUCAAAGAGGUAUUUUCUCCUUAUAAAUGUCACCCCAAGGACAUCAAGAACCGCACCGAUACAGCCAGGGAGCUGUACGGCAGAACCAUUAAGAUAUCUCAAAUGGUGGAUCCUGCGAAACUCUUUCCUCGCGAGGCUAAAGCCCUCGAGCAGUUGAAACAUUUCCUGCAAAGCAACUUUGGAGCUCCGUAUGAUGAGAAUUACUACGCUGGUGAUUGGCUUCUGGGCCCUAACUUGUUUUGCUGGCAACCAAUUUGCGCCGUUGGCAAUGACAUUAAAUCUCACUUCACUUACAAGUCCAAAGGCUUCAGACCAAAAACCGUCGAUGAUGUUGAGUUUGUCAUAAAUCAUUUGAAGCAGCUGAACGACUCAUUGACACAGUAUGUUGAAAACUUGAAGUAUGGAAUCAAAGCAGGGUAUAUUAGAUCUAUCGAAGAAUGUAAGGCAGGAUUAGGAACCAUGAAAAGAAGAUUCUUAACAGUAGCACUUCAUGGAAAACAAGGAAUUCUUAAUGCAAGUUUUGUCCGAGACAUGAGGAACGCCAAAUGGUACGCUGACCUCGAAGGCACAACCAAAUCGUCAUGGAAACAGAAUAAAGGAAAAGAAGUGGAGGAGUCGAUCGAUGAAUCACUUGUCGAGAAUGUCGGCCUUCCUCUGUACAAUCUUUUACAAUAUCUCGAGUUGAAUCACUCGAGGUACUGCGUCCCCAGUAACGUGUCCAGCGGUCUUGCUAAUCUUCCAAUAGAUUAUGUGUACUUCGAUGCCAAGAAGACCAACCAAACAACGACCAAAGUACUGCCGUUUGGAGAAAAGCUGAAUGGAUCUGAAGCCUACAAGAGCAUAUUGCCUUAUUUUACCACUACAAACAUGAGUCCUGAUGAGAUAAAUAAGCUUGGUUGGUCCAUGUUGGACAAGCUGUAUCCAAAAGCCAUUGCAAUCGCGCGGGAAAUCACGGGUGUCAAUGACAGUGACCAGGCCGUGACGGAUUUCAAAAAGAAGCUAUCGAAAAUGUUUUUUAAUGAGAAUCCAAUCCCCGACAAUGAGACGAAUGAGGAUGCGGCGAUGAAAUGUAUUGAUAUGGCGAGCGCUAAGAUACACUGUUCUCAAAGAUAUGCAUCGAUGCUCAAGUGGUUUGAUUAUGUAAAUGGCGUACUUUCUCUUUUGGCCCCCAAAACCGUGAAUAUGUUUCAUUUUACUGGCGCAAAGCAAAGCACACCAAACUGUCCAGUCCAGGUAGUGGCAAACUUUAAUCCAGGAACAGGUUCACAGAGCUACAGCAGCAGUGAUCGUUCCUGCUCUCGACCCUGUAGAUACAGAUUACCGUUCUACUUAAAGGACCAUGGUCCCAUAUACAAUGCGUAUUCUGUGGCUGCGCACGAAGCAAGGCCUGGGCACCAUACUCAGGUACACAGUUUUGUUGAGUUAUUCAGUGAUGAUCGUGGCGAUAUCAUCAGUUGGUUGAAUGGACUUAGUUACUACACGGCUUUCACAGAGGGUUGGGCAUUGUACGCUGAGAACCCGCUUAUCACAGAAGAGACUGAUACCUAUGACAACCUCCCUCUACAGAAAUAUGGCAUGUUAAAGUGGCAAAUUUGGCGCGCUUUACGUCUAAUUGUAGACACUGGACUUCAUUACAAAGGUAUGACAAGACAUGAAGCUUUGGAAUUGUUUGCCAAAUACGCCUGGGAUAGAACUGAUAAAGCCAUCAAAGAUGUCACGCGUUACCAAAGCGACCCGGGACAAGCCACGGCCUACAUGAUUGGUCAGCUUGCUAUAUGGAGCUACCGCAAUGCUACCAGUCAGCGGAUUGAAGCUCAAGGAAAGACAUUCAAUGAGAAGGAUUUUCAUUUCCAGGUGCUUUCUCAGGGUUCGUCUCCUCUCAGUUACCUCGAAAGUCAUCUAAAGAAGUUUGCUGAUUGCACCAUUGACCCCAGUACUUCUGGCUGCAAUUCUAUUCUCAAUCCCGAUUUCGCUGCAAAGAGAAACAAGCAAACAUUAGAGCAAGUGGAGAUGCGUUCCUUCACCGAUGACGAGGAUCAAGACCACGUGUUCUUUGAUGGACCCCCUCAGGAUCCAAGAUUCUUUCGCGAACACUAUGACUGACGAGUUACCAGUUUUUGACUGGAUCGGAAGAUAUUAGUUGUGUUUGACAGGACUGAGGGGAAGAAUUGGAAUAAAAGAUAGAAAAUUCUG